AUGACUGAAAGUGAUGAAUCAUUUUGGAAAGAAAGAUAUAUCCAAAUAGAAAAAUGCUAUAAAGAUCUUGUACGCAUUAGGAAAAAUGAUGUCCGCGAGGAUAUUGAAGUUUAUCGCGAGAGAUUAGCUGAAGCUCAACAAAUGCAUAAAAUUUCAGUCGAAGAAAUUCAAAGACAAAUUAAUGACAUCAAUACAGAUAUAAAUGCAAUGGAAGGAACCAUCAAUCAAAUGGAUAAAUCGAUUUCCCAUAUAAGAGAUUUAAAGAGAGAAUUAUCUCGUAAAAGCAAAGUUCUAGAAUGCGUGUUUUCUGUUCCUGGUAUUCAGCUAACAGGAGUUACUAAUGACUUUUUCCAAUUUUCAGUUGGAAAUAAUUAUGAAUUUACAUUCUCUAUCUCCAAAGGAAUACCAUUUGAAUAUAAACCGAUAUCAUACACAGAAGACUUUAGUGUCCCUUCGUGGACAUCUCAGCCUCGCCAAUUUAAAGAUCUGAAUGAGAUGAGGAAUUACUUGGAACAAUUGAUACCCCCAGAGUAA
This is a messenger RNA of Trichomonas vaginalis G3, 534 nucleotides long. RefSeq lists its product as uncharacterized. The coding region runs from base 1 to 534 and encodes 177 amino acids. The record is from RefSeq and is a predicted model, not a curated record. Lineage: Eukaryota; Parabasalia; Trichomonadida; Trichomonadidae. The transcript has a single exon.